AUGAUUCCAGCAAAUACGCUAUCGCGCUCUGCGGGCGCAGUCCUCUUCGCGCUUCUCCCAGUCGUCCUGGCGCAUGGCGACGAGGGACACGACAUGGGCGACAUGGACAUGAGCCAUGCCUCCGACAAGCCCAAAGACGCCUCGGAAUACCCAGACACUUACUUUUCCCACCCCGAUCAUGUCAGUGUCAUCUACGCCCACAUUGCCCUCAUGGUCCUCUCCUGGGUCUUUGUCCUCCCCGUCGCCGUCGUCCUUUCUCUGGCGAGAUCGCGCUUCACUGUGCCUGCGCAGUUCGUAUUCCUGGCCUCCAAUGCCCUGGGGCUGCUCCUGGGCGUCAUCUACAACGCCCAGACCCCAGACCUCUACCCAAACAAUGCGCACCACAAGAUUGGUUGGAUCGCGACCUGGGUUGUCUCGGCGCAGGUUCUCGUGAGCCUUGUGGGAUGGGUCGCCGGAGUAUUGCGAGGGGAUGCCAGGAAGACGAGCAGUGACAGACAGGCCUUUCUCCCAGUGCCAACUGAAGCUCCUAGCCACAACGGUUUCCGACUCCCCGAGGGUUACCUCGCUGACAGCCCCUAUCGACACUCCGGUGACAGUGGCCAGGGAACAGAGCGCAACACUGCUUCACUCCGAAGCAGCUCUGUUUCGACCCUCGAUGGUUUGGAGGAGUCUCCCCUCGAGAGCCCAAGAAAGGAGUACGAGGAAGACGACGACGGUGACCUCGAGGCCAUGUCUCUCUCCUCUCCGGCUACCAAGGGCGCCUUCGCUCGUCAUGCUUCCAAGGUCGUUGCUUCUCGCGUGUGGAAGUAUCUCAACAUUGGACGACAGGUCAUUGAUCGCAUUAUCCUCCCCUUCGGCUUCAUCGCGCUUGCGACUGGUGUAGCUACUUUCGGUCGCUUCUUUGAAGGAGAAAACGUCUUCAACGGCCUCGCGCAUUGGAUCAAGGGCGGCGUCUUCUUCUGGCUGGGCGUCUUCACCCUGGGUCGUUGGUCUGGCAGCUUCGGCGAGCUUGGCUGGGCAUGGAACGUUCGCCCCAAGAAGGGGUCGCAAAAUUGGCGACCUUCUGCCGAGUUUGUCGAGAGCUUUCUCAUCUUCUUCUAUGGUUCUACCAACAUCUUCCUUGAGCACCUUGGCGGCUGGGGAGGUGCUUGGACUGCUCAGGACAUGGAGCACAUCUCCAUCACGGUCCUGUUUAUCGGUGGUGGCAUGUGCGGAAUGCUCGUCGAGUCUACCCGAAUUCGCGAUCUCCUCAACACAACCGUCGAAGACAUCGAGCCGAAGCACCCCUACACCGACGAAGAAGCAGAUGAACAAAAGGCACCCGAGACUUACGAGUUCUCCCUCAACCCCAUUCCUGCCUUGGUCAUCCUUCUGCUGGGCAUCAUGAUGAGCUCGCACAAGCAGCACACCAUGAUCUCGAGCAUGGUCCACAAGCAAUGGGGCAACCUGCUUCUCGGAGCCUCGCUUGCUCGAGGCCUUACAUACCUCCUCAUGUUCCUCAAGCCGCCCAAGUCGAUUCUCCCAUCCCGACCUCCCACCGAGCUCCUUGCUUCGUUUGGCUUGAUCUCUGGAGGCAUCAUCUUCAUGGCAAGCAGUUCCGACACUGUCGAAGGAAUGAUCCACUACGACCUAGACGCCAUGUUCAUGUACACCGUCACCAUGGGCCUGGUCGGACUGCUGAUGGCCUGGAUCGUCAUCGUCCUGGCCAUCAAGGGCUGGGCUGUGCGACUGGAGCGACGCCGGUCCCAGGCGGCUUAG
Molecule: messenger RNA, 1758 nt
Organism: Fusarium keratoplasticum
Lineage: Eukaryota; Fungi; Ascomycota; Sordariomycetes; Hypocreales; Nectriaceae
Exons: 5
Coding region: 1-1758 (585 amino acids)
Source: RefSeq, a predicted model, not a curated record